This is a messenger RNA of Erigeron canadensis, 2729 nucleotides long. Its product is annotated as probable methyltransferase PMT24. The record is from RefSeq and is a predicted model, not a curated record. Gene Ontology annotation, molecular function: methyltransferase activity. Gene Ontology annotation, cellular component: cytoplasm; trans-Golgi network; endosome. Lineage: Eukaryota; Viridiplantae; Streptophyta; Magnoliopsida; Asterales; Asteraceae. The transcript has 9 exons. The coding region runs from base 214 to 2511 and encodes 765 amino acids.
AUAUUUCCCACACAAUCACAUUCUUUAUUAGUAAUUCCCACACACAAUCCGCGUCCUAUAUAUAUAUAUAUAUAUAUCACUCCGUCUUUCUGUGUGUGUUAACUUCACUCUGUUUUCUUCCCCCAAUUUCUUUGAGAGUUGAUGAACCUGAAAGCUUAAACAUUCUACGACCAGAUCUUUUAUAAAGGUUUACACAACAUACAUUGUAGAAUCAUGGCUCAGGGAAAAUAUUCCCGGGUCGAUGGGAAGAAGUCAUCUUGCUCCACAGCCACAAUUGUUGUUAUUGUUGGUGUUUGUUUAGUUGGUGUGUGGAUGUUCAUGUCAUCAUCCGCUGCCCCUGGUCAAAGUCCCGUCUUUCCUAGUGUAGAAGUAAACCAAAAGGCUUCCACAAAGGUGAGUAAUCAAUUUGAAGAUAAUUCAGGGGAUCUAUCAGAUGAAGUUAAAGAAGAGGCCAAUCAAGAAAACACUCGAGAAAAUAAAACUGAAGUUGAAAUGAACACAAUAGAUGAUUCAAAGUCAAACUCAGAAGACUCAAGCUCAAAUUCUGAUUCGAAUGAAAAUGAGAAUACUGAUUUUGAUUCAAACGAAAGCAAAAAUUCAAAUUCUCGGUCAAAUGAAAUUGAAAACUCAAGUUCUGACUCAAACGAAAAUGGGAAUUCGAAUGAAAGCGACGAUUCGAAUUCUGAGACGAAUGAAACCAUUAAGAGUGAAGAGAAAGUAGGGAAAGAUGAAGAAAAGCAAACCGAAGAGCGCUCAAGUGAUAACAAGACUGAAGAUUUAUCUACUGCAACACAGUCUGAGAUUCUAAAAGAGACAAACACACAAAAUGGUGCUUUUUCGACUCAAGCUGCCGAGUCAGCAAACGAGAAGAAAUCACAAACCCCAUCUUUAUCGAAGAGUGACGGUUACAAGUGGAAGACUUGUAAUGUUACUGCUGGGCCGGAUUAUAUUCCGUGUCUUGAUAAUUUGGAAGCUAUUAGACAUCUUCACGGAAGGAGCCAUUAUGAGCACAGGGAGAGGCAUUGCCCAGCUGAGUCCCCUACAUGCCUUGUUCCUCUUCCUGAAGGGUAUAAAAGAUCACUCAAGUGGCCUAGAAGCAGAGAACAGAUAUGGUACAGUAAUGUGCCACACACAAAACUUGCUGCUGUUAAAGGACAUCAAAAUUGGGUCAAAGUUACUGGAGAAUAUCUUACUUUCCCUGGUGGUGGUACUCAAUUCAAGAAUGGAGCCCUGCACUACAUAGACUUCAUCCAAAACUCACUUCCUGAUAUUGCAUGGGGUAAGAGAACCCGGGUGAUAUUAGAUGUUGGAUGUGGAGUUGCUAGUUUUGGGGGUUACCUAUUUGAGAGAGAUGUGGUCGCAAUGUCGUUUGCCCCGAAGGAUGAACAUGAAGCUCAAGUUCAAUUUGCACUAGAAAGGGGUAUUCCAGCCAUUUCAGCUGUUAUGGGUACCCAAAGGCUGCCCUUCCCAAGUAAAGUCUUUGAUGUCAUUCAUUGUGCUCGUUGCAGAGUCCCAUGGCACAUUGAAGGUGGUAAACUUCUUUUGGAGCUCAACCGUAUGCUGCGACCUGGUGGUUAUUUUGUGUGGUCUGCAACUCCAGUUUAUCAAAAUAAGCCUGAAGACGUUGAAAUAUGGGAAGCUAUGUCUAAACUAACGAAAGCCAUGUGCUGGGAAUUGGUGGUGGUCAAUAAUGAUAAAUUGAACGAGGUUGGCGCAGCAAUAUAUAGAAAGCCAAGAUCUAAUGAAUGCUAUGAAAACAGACAACAACAAGAACCACCCCUAUGUGAAAGCAAGGAUGAUCCAGAUGCAAUAUGGAAUGUACAACUUCAAGCAUGUAUGCAUAAAGUACCUGUUGAUGAAUCAGUUCGUGGUGCAAAAUGGCCAGAGACAUGGCCGCAGAGGUUGGACUCACCACCAUACUGGUUAAAGAGUAGUGAAGUUGGAGUUUAUGGAAAACCAGCCCCAGAGGACUUCAUUGCUGACUAUGAGAACUGGAAACGGGUUGUGUCAAAAUCUUACAUGAAUGGCUUGGGAAUCGACUGGUCGUCUGUCAGAAACGUCAUGGACAUGCGAUCUAUAUAUGGAGGAUUUGCUGCUGCAUUGAGGGAUUUGAAGAUCUGGGUUAUGAAUGUUGUACCUCUUGAUUCGCCAGAUACCCUUCCGAUUAUAUACGAACGUGGACUUUUUGGUAUGUAUCAUAACUGGUGUGAAUCGUUCAGCACUUAUCCACGAUCAUAUGAUCUUCUUCAUGCUGAUCAUCUUUUCUCCGAUGUUAAGAAAAGGUGCAAGCUACAAUCUUUAAUGGCAGAAGUUGAUAGAAUCUUGAGACCAGAAGGAACUCUAAUCGUGCGCGAUAAUGUUGAGACCAUUGCUGAGGUUGAAAACAUGGCAAAGUCUUUGAACUGGAAGGUUCGAAUGACAUACAAUAAGGACAACGAGGGUAUGUUAUGUUUUGAGAAAACGUUAUGGCGUCCCACUGAAGUAGAAACAGUACCUUACGCCAUCGAAUAGAAGUCAUGGAACUAUGAUAUUGUGUUCUUCAUUUAUUAAUUUAUUUGCAUUUGUAAUAUGUUUUAGCCACAUAUAUUUGUUAUUUUCGUUCGUUCUUGUAAUGAUUUUGAUCUUUCUCAGUCCCUCAAAUGUACUCCCUUCAACGAGGGAGUUGGGUUAGAAUAUUUUUACGAUAUAUCAUCAUAUAGCAAUGAAAUCAAGUAAUUGAGUUAUUUGUA